Molecule: messenger RNA, 690 nt
Organism: Trypanosoma conorhini
Lineage: Eukaryota; Euglenozoa; Kinetoplastea; Trypanosomatida; Trypanosomatidae
Product: flagellar/basal body protein
Exons: 1
Coding region: 1-690 (229 amino acids)
Cellular component (GO): cytoplasmic microtubule
Source: RefSeq, a predicted model, not a curated record
AUGUCGGGGAAUGCGGCCCGGCAGAAUUACCUGCAAAUCAGAGAGCAGCAGCAGCUGAACCGCGAGCGGGCGCAGGAGUCGACCGAAGCGGAAAAGCGGGCGCAGGAAUUCCUUCAGCGCCAGAAGGCGCAGUACAGUCAUGUCUCGUCGCACGGCUACGGCCAGCUGCGGGGCGGGGGCGACGACGUGGAGAUCAAGGUGUUUAUCCGCGAGUGCGACAGGGACAGGGCGCAGACGUUCUGCUUCAUGGAGGGCGACGUGCUGCAGCGGCGGGGCGGCAGUGAGCCAAAGCCCAGGGCGCAGCCGAAACAGCAACAACCACAGUCACAGCAGCCGGCGCCGGUCUCCGCGGUGAAUGUCCCGCGGGGGGUGGUGCCGAAGUACAUCCUGCAGCGCAAGGCGGAGCUGGCGGCGGAGAAGGUCGCGGUGCUGCGGGAGUUGGAGCGGCAGAAGGAGAUCGCCAAGUACCCGCCGGGCCACCGCCCUGUCACAGAGGAGGAGCGCAAGGAGACUCUCACGAAGCUCGCCGCCCGGCGGAGGGAGCUGGAGACGGAGCUGCACAAGAUCCCCAUCCGCUACGACACGCAGUCGAUCAAGGCGCGGCGGAACAAAAUUGAGGGGGAACUCAAAGAAAUUGACGAGGCUGAGCGCAAGUUCGGUGCCGCGAAGCAGCUGUUUGUGCCCAUCUAG